AUGAAUCCUACAAAUGGCUAGCAGACACCUGUCAUCCGGGCAUAUCUUUAAUUCCCGUGUCAAGCGAGAAGAAACGAGACAACAUUACUGAUGUGAAAUGCUGGAACUCUUUGCAUUUUCUUGAAAGACUGACGGGCAGACAGGACGAUGAACCCGUCUGGAAGUAGCAUUCCUGUGGUGAAGGAAGGAUAUUUAAUGAAAAGAGGAGAACAUAUAAAAAAUUGGAGAAAAAGAUAUUUUAUUUUAAGAAAAGAUGGUUCCUUUCUAGGCUUCAGGGCAAAGCCUGAACAAGGAUUUAAUGACCCACUUAAUGAUUUUACUGUUAGAGAUUGUCAGUUAAUGAGACAAGAACGUCCAAAGGCCAAUACGUUUAUAAUCCGAGGAUUACAAUGGACAACAGUGGUAGAGAGGAUGUUCUGUGUAGAAUCUCAGGAGGAGAGAGAAGAGUGGAUAGCAGCUAUCAAUUCUAUCUCAGAUGAGUUGAAAAACUCGGAUGAAGGAGCAGAGGGACCAUCACUUUUUGACAAAUCAAAGAAAAAAGUGUCAUUAGAUGACUUUGAGUUUUUGAAAGUACUAGGAAAAGGAACAUUUGGAAAAGUCAUCCUUUGUAAAGAGAAGGUGACAGGUCAUCUAUUAGCAAUCAAAAUAUUAAAGAAGCAAGUAAUCAUUCAAAAGGAUGAAGUUGCACAUACUUUGACUGAAAACAGAGUAUUACAGACAACAAAACAUCCAUUCUUAACACAAUUGAAGUACUCAUUCCAGACGACAGAUAGGUUAUGUUUUGUUAUGGAGUAUGUAAAUGGUGGUGAACUUUUCUUUCAUUUAUCACGAGAACGUGUGUUUUCAGAAGAAAGAACAAAAUUUUAUGGUGCAGAAAUAAUUUCAGCAUUAGGAUAUUUACAUGAAAAUAAUAUUGUUUAUAGAGAUCUGAAGUUAGAAAAUUUGUUGUUAGAUAAAGAUGGACAUAUCAAAAUAGCUGAUUUUGGACUUUGUAAAGAAGAAAUGUUUUAUGGAGCUAGUACGAAAACAUUUUGUGGCACUCCAGAGUAUUUGGCACCUGAAGUUUUAGAAGACAAUGAUUAUGGUCGAGCAGUAGAUUGGUGGGGCACAGGUGUAGUUAUGUAUGAAAUGAUGUGUGGACGUUUACCUUUUUACAAUCGUGAUCAUGAUGUUUUAUUUGAACUUAUAUUACUACAAUCAGUGCGGUUUCCCAGGACAUUGUCAGAAGAUGCCAAGAGUCUUCUGGAAGGGUUUUUAAAGAAAAAUCCACAUGAAAGACUUGGAGGUAGUGAGCAGGAUGUCAAAGAAAUAAUAGCACAUCCAUUCUUUAAAACAGUCAACUGGCAGGACUUAAUUGAGAAGAAGAUAACACCACCUUGGAAGCCUGACGUCAAAAAUGACUAUGAUACAAAAUACAUACCUGAUGAGUUUGCCCAGGUUCCUCUGUCCUUGACACCUAACUCUAAAGAAAGUCAUGUAGAGCUCAGUUCCAUAGCAGAGGAAAGUGAACUUCCUUACUUUGAACAAUUCUCAUACCACGGAUCAAGAGCUGGUAUGGGAGAAAGCUACCUCCAAUCACAUGUAAAUGAUGGGGAAAUUUUCUAGCACAUAUGAAAUGCAAUAAUAGAAAUGAGGUUGUCUCUAUUGUGUAGAUAUAUCAUGUCUUUCAGUAUUGUAUAACUGUCAUCAUCAAUUAUUUAUCAUUGAAUUCUUAAAAAGAGGCUGAUUCAAAGAUGUAUUUUGCAUCCUAGCCUCAACUAUGUAUAGUGUUCUGUGGAUUGAGUGAUAUUCUUGGGUACCUAUUUUGUGAAUUGAGAAAAAAAUUGCAUAUUUGUGGAUACAUGUAUUUGAUUUGAUGGUUUCGACAAUGUCUGCAUACAAGCCUCUAGAAAACUUGUACUUAGUGGAAUAUUUAAAUUCACAGUGUAUCCACAAAAGUUGGUAUCCCACAAAAAAUAAUUAAUUCAGUGUUAUCCACAAAGGUUGGUAUCCCAAAAAAUAAUUAAUCCACAGUAUUAGGGAUAUUAUUCAUUUAUUAAACACCUAAGAAUAUCUAGCAGCAAAAUUUUAGUAUGAUAGUAAAUGUUGCUGACAUUAAAGAAUACAAAAUCUAAAGCCCAAACAUGUACUUCAAUCUUGUUGCAAUAUUAGCCCUUUUUAGAAAGAUUGAUGUAACAUUCCAAAUAUGGGAUCUUUAAAGAAAAUAAAUUCAAAGGGUGCCUUUUAUGCCAAAAAAAAAGUGCAUUUUAUUCUGCCCAGCAAUUGGCAAUUUAUUAUUUCCCUUAAUUUCAAAAUUUUGCAUUUCAAGUUCCUCAGAUUUAAUGUUUUUUUUCCUAGAUAUAUAAAAUAUGAAAUUGAAUUAUAGAAGUGCUUACAGCCUGUGUAUGCAUAAUCAUUUUUUUGGACCUACUGUAUAAUUCCAAUAAAAUGUUGAUUAAGUUCAGAUGACUUACUUAAUCUUUUAAUGAUGUUUCAAACUAUUUUAAAUAUAAAACUUUUCAAUAAAAUUUUGUUGGAAAAAGAAUUUCAAUAGGUUGAAUUUUAUUUUAUUUCCGACAUUCUCUGUUGAUGAAUCAAACACUGGGAAAAACCUUCCUUGAAACAAAAACAAAUGUUAUACCUUUCUAAUGCAUCAAGUAAAUUUCUCUUUUGCCUUCCAGCAAAUUCAUUUGGAUAAUAAAACUCUUUUUCUUGUUGAGAAUUUAUAUGAGAAGCAGUACUUUUCAUUAAAUUGAUGACAAAAUAUUCAGAUUUUUUUUUUCUUUCUAUCUAUUUCAACACUGAUAAUGGAUUUUUGUCCAAGCAAGUUAAAUUAUUUCAAUUAAAAAAAAAUCUUUGACUCAAGAAUGUAAAGUUAAACUAAUACAACCAAAGAAUGUAUAACAAUGAAAAAAAUAAUUUUAUUAAGUCAGAUUCACAGAGAAUCAUGUGAUUAUUAUAUAAUACAUUUUUAUCUUUAUCUUUGAUCCAUGAACAUUGAAAAGAUUUAUUUUUAAAAUGUAUGAAACUAGAAAAACAUAGGAUAUCAACACUGACAAGUAUGGAAUCAAUGCAACGAAAAAAAGAUAGAAAUUGUCCUAUAAAAUACAGAAAAAAAUAUAUCCUUAAAAAAAAUUAAAUGUUGAAUAAGUUUUGGAAAUGAUUUGUUUGUUGUAUCAUUAAAGUAAUGUUCUAAUUGCUUCAUUAAUCAUAUCCCAAUAUUACUUUUGGUGAUAUUUAGUUUAUGUCUAUUUCUAUUGUACAAAUGAGAAAGUGCUACAGAUAUAACUAAUUUUAUCCAGUAUUUUAGAUGUAAGUCUUUAAUGGUGUAAAUGACAAUAUAAUGUAUUGUAUUUAUCUUUGUUUGCUGUUGUAGUGAAAUAUUUUUAUAUAUUUGUGUACAAAAGAUAUUUUUAUUGCUGUCUCUAGCCUAUGACAGUGUGGCCAAUUGGUUCUUUUUUAUUACAUGUACAUAUAGAAAUAUAAUGGCUUGAGCUAUAAUAAACUGGUAUAUAUUUCUCCACAUUUCGGUAUAGACCUUUUUUACAGCUAAAUUUUUAAUCUGAUAUUAUCAAUAUUGUCUCACAUUUUAACUUCACAAAAAUAUGGUAGUGACAUUUGUAAGCAUCACAAAUAAAAAAUUAAAAACAAACAUUUUUUGCGGACCUUGAUCUAGUGGCCUUGUGAGCUAUUGCCAUCACUUGGUGUCUAUCAUUUUUGUUUUAUGUCCUCUUCAUUCAUUUUUUCAAAGGCCUCUUCUGAAACUACCGGUACUGAACAAAUUUCAUUGGAUAAAUCCCUUUAGGAGUUAUUGUUCUGAAAUAAGAACUUUUAUUAAUAUAUGAUGAUGAGUUUAUUCCUAUAACUAUUAUAGAUCAGCAGAAACUAGAUACAGCAGCAAACAUAAUGGGCAAUUCAAGACCUAUAAUAAUUCCUAUGUCCUAAAUAUUGAAUGACUUCUUAAAGGGGUUAUUGCCCUUAACUGAUGAAUUUUGACUAAUAUACAAGUUUUACCUAUUAACUUGAAAACUAUAAUAGAUAAGUAACUUUGAAUGGAAAAAUGUUAUAGAAGCUAUAAAAAAGAGGCACCAUUGGCUCACAACUUAUUAUAUAAAAUUGUUUCCAAGUUGAGAGUUUUUGUCUAUUAACUCUAUUUUUGACAAGCAUAGCAAGUGAAUGAUUCAGGCUUUAAGAGCCUCUUGUUAAUGUGGUAUUUGAGCAGAAAAACUUCUUUUGCAGUGCAAAGAUGAAAAUUUAUUUGUUCAGUAAGGACAUUUGUUAACUGUUGUUGUAUAUUAUGUUUUCCGUGAAUUUAUAAUGAAUUAAACACCUGCAAGUAACAAUAUCAAUCGUUUUAAGAUUAAAUUGCUAUGCCACAAUCUGUUUUUAAGCAACUGAUUUCAUUUUGUGAAGGAAUAGCAUUAAAAGUAUUAUUUAAAGGUUGAUUUUAUAUCAUGAAGGAGAAAAAAAUUGCUCUCUAGAAAUUUUACAAUUAGAAUAUUCUAGAUAUUAGUGGUUUUACAUAUUUUGAUCACAUCUUUUACACUAAUGUACCUAAAAUCAGUUAUCAAUUGGAUUAUAUUCAUUUCUUUUCAUUUCUAAUCAUGACAACUCUUAAUUUAUUGACACACUAGAGUAUGAUCUCUUAUAAGCUACUCAUCAUACAUGUAAUUUGUAAAGUUCUGUGUAUAAAUUCAAUGUACCUCUUCUCCUUUGAAAGGUCAUAUUUAAAAUUCUAUAGAAACAUAUUGUUAUAUCACAAACAAAGCUUUAUACUGUCACAGGCAGCAUAUUACAGAUUUGUACAAUCAAUAGGAUUUGACAGCAGAUAGUGCAUAGUAACUUUUGUAUUUUAUAAAGGAUGAAUAUUAAUGAAUUAUGCUUUUGGUAAAAAAAAAAUUGAUUCAUGAAUUAGGAUUUCGACUUGAAUUAUAGUUUGAUUUUUUUUUAUAAGAGCUUUUCCUAUUAUGGAAAGCAAAGCUAAUUUGCUAUCAGAAAAAGCAAGAAAAAUACCUCAUACAAUUUUUUUUAAAUGCUUUUCAGAAUGGGUUUUAUGCAAUGAACUUGACAAGAUUUUGUAAGAUGAACAAGGUACAUUACAAGUGCUAUUUUCCCCUAACUAGACUAAAAGAUUUAUUUUUAUUUUAAAAAAUGUCUAUGUAUAUCUUAUUCAACUAUAAGACAGUGCUCAUCAAAAAUGUACCACCGUAAUAAAGUCACAAGGCAUAAACAAGCUACUGAUACUCUUUUUUUUGUGAAAAAACAUAUAUUUUUUAUUGAUUUUCAAAUUGUUCAGAUUUGUUAACAUAAGGACCAUUAAAAUAGUUUAUCUCUGACUAUAUAAACAAACAAUCUUUUAUAAAUUUACAGGAUUUUUCAUGUCUUGAUAUUUCAGAAAUUCAUGUAAAAGUCAAAACAAAUAACUUUUUUCAUCUUUUCAAAAAUAAAAAAUAUUUAUUGUUUUCCACCUUAAAAAUCUUAAUGACUAUUUCUAUUAUUUGUAAGGCCUUAGAGUCCAAUCCUUUAGAUACCCAUCAUUUGUUUUUCACCACAAAAUUAUAAAAAAAAAACAAAUAUGUAAUAAAAUUUUACACUUUUUUUAUUAGGUUUAUAAUAUAUUGAAGGACCAGGACUGAUAAAUCCAGUCUUAAGAUUAUUCACUUUGGGACAGUUUUGUAUUUUUAUUUCCUGUACAGUUUUGUAUUAAUUUUGAAUAUUCAAAGAAAGGAGGGAGCUUCAAUGGAAAUUUAAGUGUUUCCCUUUAUUUAAAGAGAAUUUUCAUUAUAGGGAACAAUCCUUGAGCCCCUAAAUCUUAUUUUGAUGGAAGAAUAUCAUGGCACUGCUAAUAAUUAGAAAUCCUGGAAAUAUCUGCAAAAAAAAUAUUGUUGUACAAAUUGUAUUGUAAUAUAUAUAUAUAUAUAUAUAUAGUAUGUAUGAUUGUUGAAGUUUUAUUAAGUAUAGGUUAUGUUGUUGAGAACAAACAGUGGGUUGUACAUUUCAUUUAGAUUAGGAAGACCCACCAUCAUUGUUAACAUGCUUUAUAGAACUGUCGGUAUACUAUAUUUUAUACAAAAUACAGAUUUAGAAAUCUUGAA
Molecule: messenger RNA, 6074 nt
Organism: Mytilus trossulus (common blue mussel)
Lineage: Eukaryota; Metazoa; Mollusca; Bivalvia; Mytilida; Mytilidae
Product: RAC serine/threonine-protein kinase-like
Exons: 12
Coding region: 148-1605 (485 amino acids)
Biological process (GO): protein phosphorylation
Cellular component (GO): cytoplasm; nucleus
Molecular function (GO): protein serine/threonine kinase activity; ATP binding
Source: RefSeq, a predicted model, not a curated record